Messenger RNA from Coccinella septempunctata (seven-spotted ladybird), 3319 nucleotides. RefSeq names its product sodium-dependent phosphate transporter 2 (gene NaPi-III). NCBI's taxonomy places the organism in Eukaryota, Metazoa, Arthropoda, Insecta, Coleoptera, Coccinellidae. Gene Ontology annotation, molecular function: phosphate transmembrane transporter activity. Bases 338 to 2014 code for a protein of 558 amino acids. Gene Ontology annotation, cellular component: membrane. The transcript is spliced from 8 exons. Gene Ontology annotation, biological process: phosphate ion transmembrane transport. The record is from RefSeq and is a predicted model, not a curated record.
AUAUGCGUCCGAACUUCGAUGUGUUAUAUUUCCGAGAUUUCAGUAGAUUUAAUGAGCGCAAACCGCAAAAGAUCGAAGACCUUUUGUGCGCAUUGCCUUCGGAGCAAAAGAGAAAAUUCCCGCUCAACCAUCCCCAACUCCAGUGAGUCGACUCCAGGGCCGCUCGCUCCUCGGUCGGUUCGAACAAGCAGUGCCUGUGCUUGGUCAAAUAUGGCUACGGAAAAUUGAUAUUUCCGACUGAUGUGAACAGUUUUGCAGUAAAAAAAUUACAAUAGUUCAUAAUGGCUGUGUAUCUUAUUAUUAUAACAAAAGUAAUAAGAUAAUCUAAUUAACAAAAAUGUUAGAACCGUAUUCUCCUAGUUUGAUAUGGCUGAUAGUAUUAGGAUUUAUAAUAGCAUUUAUUUUGGCAUUUGGAAUUGGUGCGAACGAUGUGGCCAAUUCAUUUGGGACAAGUGUGGGAUCCAAAGUGCUGACCAUAUUUCAAGCAUGUUGCCUGGCCACCUUUUUCGAAGUUGCUGGGGCUAUAUUAAUUGGUUACAAAGUUUCUGAUACAAUGAGAAAAGGAAUAUUAGAUGUAAAUUUAUACAAAAAUGAUGAAAUAGAACUGAUGCUAGGGUGUCUGAGUGCACUUGGUUCUAGUGCAGCAUGGCUGAUAGCAGCUACAUUUUUAAAGUUACCUAUUUCUGGUACACAUAGCAUAGUUGGUGCCACAGUGGGAUACAGUCUGGUAGCAAGGGGAACAAAUGGUGUGCAUUGGUGGACUUUGGGCAAAAUAGUUGGAUCUUGGUUCAUUUCUCCAGUGCUGAGCGGUUGCACUUCCAUCCUUUUUUUAUGGAUAAUAAAAAAAUGUAUUCUGAGCAAGCCCAAUCCUGUGGAGUCAGGACUUUUCUCCCUCCCUCUGUUUUAUAGUUUUACCAUUUUCGUGAAUGUGUUCUCAAUUAUACACGAUGGUCCCAAGUUGCUCUAUAUGGAUGAUAUACCUUUAUGGAUGGCGAUGACUAUAAGCGUUUCCAUAGCAGUUAUUGCCAUGUUCCUCAUAUGGUUGUUCGUAGUGCCUCUUCAGCGUGGGAGGUUGGAAGCUGAAGCCCGAAAUCAGAAAAACGGAGUCAAUUUCAAUAUUGGGGAGUCUUCAGAUACUUCCCCAGAGGGAAGCCCUAGAAAAAGGCACUCUGCAAAUUUAGAACGUCAAUUAACUGUGAUCUCUGAGAAUACGGAGUUGCAAGCAAUGGAAAACAAACUGACUGCUGCAAAGUAUAUUUUUCCAAUACAGACAGCGGACAGCAAAAACGGUUAUACCCCUGCCAAAGACUCAAACGUCCAAAAACAGCCGGAAAGACCUAAAGAGCUCAAGUUAGUUGAAAGUAAGGUAGAUGUUAAUCCAGUUUUAUCGCCGAGUUCCAGUGGAGUUCCACUGAUAAUGAACAAAAGUGCUGUGCAGCUACAACCAACCAAAACUUGUGCGUUGGAAGUGCACGAUGAAGCGGAAACUGCUGAAAAUAAAGGUGUCUCACAAUUGUUCAGCUUUCUGCAGAUUUUAACAGCGAUGUUUGGAAGUUUUGCUCAUGGAGGUAACGAUGUAAGCAAUGCUAUCGGCCCUCUAGUGACUCUUUGGCUCAUCUAUACAGAGGGAAGUGUUCAACAGAAAUCAGAAACCCCAAUCUAUAUUCUUCUUUAUGGGGGCUUUGGAAUUUCCGUCGGUCUUUGGUUGUGGGGACGAAGAGUCAUUCAGACAAUUGGAGAAGACCUGACUACAAUCACACCAUCGACCGGAUUCACAAUAGAAAUUGGCGCUGCCUUUACAGUAUUAUUGGCCAGUAAGAUCGGAAUACCCAUAUCAACCACACAUUGCAAGGUGGGAUCAGUUGUCUUUGUUGGCUAUUUUAGCACCUCGAAGAAAGGUGUCGACUGGAGUUUGUUCAGGAAUAUUAUAUCAGCUUGGGUUGUGACAGUUCCAAUAGCUGCAGUUCUUUCUGCUGCUAUGAUGUUUUCGUUGCGCUGGGCCUUUUUGUUAUGAAUUAAGCUUCAUAGCUCCUUUCUUCAUAAGUCAAUGUUAACUACUUAGGACAUGAGCCAUCAUUAUUUAUUUAUGUAUUUUACUUACCGUUCUAGCUUCUAGGAAAUAGCUCUAGAAAAUAAAAAUGUCCAUUCCAAACAAUUCCCCUAAAAAAUCGAAGUGUCUAGUCGUUCAGAAAUAUUUGAAAUUCGAUGUCUUAGACUAAUCAAUAUUUUCGUAUUUUUUUACCGUUAUUUUUUGCUAACUUCUUCAGGAAUAGAAAAACUGAGCACUCAAUUUAAAUGGCAAACUCAUAUGGGAAUAUAUAGCACAUAUUUUAAUUUGACUAUUAGAACUGGAACAAAAAAUAGAUGAAUGUUGUUAGAUGAAACAAUAAGUGAAAUUUAGGUGGCAGAAAUUGAUGCUAGUGAACAAAGAAUUGUAUCCAAAACUUGAGGAGUUUGAAACCAAUCAUCUUUUUAUAAAAUUAUUUAGUUCGAUAUUAUUAUAUAAGUCAUUGCUGUGCAAUCGUUUAUAUCUUACUUGUAUAAAAUUUAGCUGAAAUAUUUUUUUAAAUAUUUGAUAUAUGUAAUAACUUAAUUCCUAUCAAUUAAUCAACGAUUAUUUUUCAACUCCCGUACCUGAACUCAACGGACACGUAGAUGGAAAAGCAUAGCUAGAAGAAAUAAGGUUCUAAUUUUAUUUUAAUAUACAGGGUUUCUCACGCAAAACUUCGCUCUGCCAUAUACACUAAAUUGAAAGAAAUUUCGUUUGCAACAGCAGUGAGAACCAUUGUUUUCUGAGAUAUCGUCUACCUAAGCUAAGGGAUUGAGAAACACUGGAUAUAGAAUUUUUGAAUCCUUAUAUCAUUUUGAGAUCAAAUGUAAACUUUCAAGGUAUACUUUUUAUUUUCGAAAAUAUUUACAAAUUCUGCUAAUAUACACUGGACAGUUGGAAAAUUGUGCCUAUUUUGUUUGAUAGAAUUUGACAUUUUUCGGAAAACAUUCAACUAAAAUUCACUUUCUAUAUAGUGUGACACUGAAAAAAUCUGUGAUUACAAGAAAAAUAUUCAAUUGUGUCUUGUUCGCAGUUACUGUUGAAAAAGAUGUUAUCAAGUGAGAAUACAAUGAACUGGUGUAACCUUCUAAAUCCGGACAAUUAGGAGUGAGUUUACUGAUCAUAUAAAAUCACUUGAUAAAAUUUUCUUUGUACUUAAAAAUGAUAAGUUAAUUGUUUCUGAAGUAUAUUUUUAUUAUUGUUAUUAUAAGAAUGUACAUGGGUCACAUCAAGAUGUAGAACAUAAAUAAAUUUUUUAAAAAACAUGAA